This is a messenger RNA of Entrophospora candida, 200 nucleotides long. The record is from the annotation of a GenBank genome assembly. Lineage: Eukaryota; Fungi; Glomeromycota; Glomeromycetes; Entrophosporales; Entrophosporaceae.
ACACAUUAUUUUCAAAUGAAUGUAAGGCAGGAUGUAAACUGUAUGCACAUUUAAAACCAAAAGAAAUAAUAUAUUAUUUUGGUAUUAGCAUUCCCUUUAUACUUCACUCAAAUUCUCUCCUUACACUUGAUCAAGAUUCAUUAGAUAUUUAUUCAUUUUUUAAUGCAGAUGAAACAUUCACAUUUAGUUUCUAUUUUUAA